Messenger RNA from Bicyclus anynana (squinting bush brown), 3876 nucleotides. Its product is annotated as focadhesin. The transcript is spliced from 19 exons. The record is from RefSeq and is a predicted model, not a curated record. Gene Ontology annotation, biological process: regulation of post-transcriptional gene silencing. Lineage: Eukaryota; Metazoa; Arthropoda; Insecta; Lepidoptera; Nymphalidae. Bases 82 to 3711 code for a protein of 1209 amino acids.
AUGUCAAUUGAAAAAACAGCUGUGAGCCGGCUUCUUGCAAAGUAUUUUUAUCAAAUAUUUUGGCAAUUUUUUAACUAAAACAUGGAUGAAAUAGAAUAUAAAUUGAAAACAAACAAUAGUGUGCUAAUAGUGAACGCGAUAGACAAGUUGUUAACGACAAUCAAAUCAAAAUAUAAGGUCGGCGAGCGGCAGAGGUUCGUCGUAGAGAAUGAAGAGCUCAAGUUCUUGAGGGAGAAGUGUUCAGCUCCUGAACACAUGGUGAGCUUGACGGCGUGCCAGGGUCUGCUGGCGCUGGUGGAGCUGGGGGUGCUGGAGAUAGCACACACCAUGUCUACUGUAGUAACCUUACUGCCUAGUACUCAUAACUACUCUGCAAUAAUCUCCACCAUGGCCGGUCUGCUGGUGCUGGACCUGAGGUCCCGACUGGUCCCAGGGCAGCCCUACAAGUGCCAGUUCUCCCUGCGGUCUCCGCGACACCCCUUCAUCACUGUGCUGGAGAAGAAUAAGGAGGUGGAGGAUGAUGUGCUGGCGAAGAUGCAUGCUCUGUGCACACAUCCAGAGUAUAUCAUAGCUUCCAACAGUCUAGAGCUGCUGCGCCCAGUGUUCCUCUGGCUUACAAGCAGUCCGCAGCGCUGCAGCAUCAAACCCUGGCAGCUGCUGCUGAGUCUGCCGCACACAGACGCCCAGUGCCAGCUGCUGCUGGCUUGUAUUGUCUGCCAGAAGAUCUGCAGUCCGCAGCAAAUAGAAUACGCCUUUGCUGCUUACUCAGCUGUGACGGAUGCAGCAAUAUACCAGGCGAGGCGCGAGCACGUGGUCGCGUUCGUGCCCGUGCUCGCGCGGAUAUGCGGCGAGCUAGUGACGCACGGUAAAGACCCCCGCGCGUGCUACAGCUUGAUCGAGCGAUGUUUCGCACUCGACGCACCUGAGCUGAAGAGCGUGGCGGGCCUCACACUCAUGUUGCUAGCAGAUAGCCUCUCCAAUACAUCUGCUCUGUAUCUGCACGAGCUGUUCAAUCUCUGUCUCAACAUAGUCAGCAAAUAUGAAUACUCCAAAAUAUGUCUCAGCUCAUUCGUGGGGCUCAGCCUCCAGUGGCUACACCUGCCUUCCUACCUCACCACCAACGCUCUGGGCGUCGCAGCCAAAAUACUGGACACCUUCCACAACAACGACCACGACACCGGCCUCCACAUGGCCAACCUCAAAUCUAACACCACCUUCGUAGAACUUGCACAUUCUGACAAAACUCUGUACACAUAUUUCAAGUUGUUAGAAACCUGGGAACGUUUGAGGGAUGACCCGGAUAAAUUGAAAAGAUGGUUCAAAGUCCUGGUGACUGUGAACGAUCAGUUGAAGUUGGAGAUGUUGACAUUUUUCGUUGGGGUUGUGAUGGAUGGCCAUGGGAAUGAGGAUGUGGCGCUGGAAGGGGUGAGGGCGGUGAUAGACCUGGUGAGGGUGAGGAGGGAGGUGUCGGUGACGGUGCUGCCGGUGCUGCUGUACAAGAUGGCGAAUGAUACGCGCCCCAGUGUCAAGUUGGAGUGCUUGAGGGGGCUGCCUUUAAUGGCUACCACCAAGGAAAACGUGCCAUCUAUAGUGUCAAUUCUCAACAAGUUGAAGGCCCAGAAGGGAGUGCCCACGUCACUCCUCAUUAUGCUGUAUACAAGGCUCGCGGAGACACAGGUGCGUUGUUUCCCCUACCUGCAAGAGUUGUUGGUGGAGAGUGGCGCGGGGCGGGCUGACGACCUCAAGUGGGAGGUGGACAUUGCUAAAGCUCUCGCCGUCGAACGAAUAUGCGAGAUACGUGCAUCAAGCCACGGGCUGGAGCUGGUGUCGGUCAUCUCGUCGCUGCUCAACCGCUGCACCGACAAGCCGGGGGCUCCGGCGGCGGCACUGGCGCUGGGAGCCCUCGCCCACCUGUGGCGCGGGGCCGCCGUGGCGCCGCCCAGCACGUGGCGCGCGCUGGAGCCGCGCCUGGGCCGGGACAACAGGCCGCAGGUGCAGCUCAGUCUGUGCAAGCUGCUAGCGGAGAUCCCGGCGCUGCGCGUGUCCAGUCCGGAGUACGACAAGCUGGUGAGGGACGCGGCGCGCCGGCUGUGGCAGCACGUGGCCGAGUCGCACCAGCCGUCCGUCAUACAGGCGGCGUGCGGCGCGCUCGCGCACUACCGCGUCGACGACUACAAGCUGAAUGAUAUCCCUGAGAUUUACAGGCGUACAGUCAAACUGCCGCCCGCAUAUUGCAAAACCCCUUCGGAGGCUGUCAGGAAACCAGAGGAUGUCCUGGAUUAUGUUCCUUGCGAAGUCUGGCCAGAACUGUUCAGGUAUACCAAUCAAGCAGCCUUGAAUGGCGUCCAUCAACUGGUUACCAAGUUGAUGGAACGAGAAAUCAGAGCGUACAGAAGUGGAGUGUACCAAGUUGAGGCCAGGGAGCCUCAGAGUGUGGGCUACUUGCCUGUCGCUAGCGUGGUCCGGGGGAUGAUGGAGUGCUUCAGAAAGCAAGUGACAUCACCAUCUUACGAAUAUCCAGAGUCAGUACUUCUAGCAAUACUCGAAGUUUUGACAGAAGACUACCCCAAACCGCUACCCCCGUUGGACUUCUGCUUCUUGCACGAGGUGUUUCACCGAGGCGCACUAUGGAAGGCCGGCUGCGUGAAGUUGGCAGCGCGACAGGCACACACUUCAGUAUCUGCCAAGAGGUUGAUCGAGAACUUCCUGCAGGGAAUCGGAUCGUAUUCAUCUGAGAAUGUUGCGGAAUCAGACAUAAUACUGUUCUUCGAAAACCUCCAAAUCUUCUGCAAAACUAUGCCUCCGAACAAUUUGCGGCCACCUUUAGAGAAGUGCCUCGGAGAGUCGUUUUCCGAUGUGCGCAGAACCAAACCAAAAGAUUUAGACAUUGAGGACUUGCUGUUUAUUAGACAGUUAAAAACCAUCAAACAGUGUCUGGAGAGUGAUAAAAUACAUGACGCCAACAGAACAUUGCUGUCACAAAUUGUGGAGAACUACUUCUCUUUGAUAAACGACGAACACUUGGCGUGGCCGCUGUACGUGGACACGUGUCGCGCGCUGUCCGCCAAGUACCUGGAGCGGAUGACGUCACCCGCGGGCUGGUGGGAGGUGUCGAGCGAGCUGCUCCGCAAGUCGAGCGCAGUGCGCAGCGCGCUGGCGAGUCUGCGGGACGUGUCCGCGCCGCUCGUGUGGCUCAACGAGUCCAUAGACGCGCACGCAUCGAGCAUCACAGAGCAGGAAUUUUCCCUGCGCUGCAUGCUGCCUGCGUUGCAAGCUGCCAAUGUAGAAGACAAGUCCACCCAGGAGUGGUUUCAGCAGCUCCUCGCAAGAACUCAAGUGGCGUUUAAUGAGACAGAUGACGAGAAAUCAAAGCUGUAUCUUUGCGACGUGUUCUUCCUGACGGUGAUUAUGUUCAGCGGCCACUGGUCCUUCGAGCCGGAUGCGCGUGUGCUAGUCUCGAACGGCGCUGUGAGGCGAGCGCUACUACCGACUGCUGCAGCGUUUUUGAUGUCGAGAGAUGGUUGGAAGGAUUGUACUACACAGAUGCUGGAAUGGUUGUGCCACACGCGCGACGUGAGCGCGCACGCCGACACGAAGCGUUGCUGCCACCGCGCGCUGCUGGCGCUGCGCCACUGCCAGCAGUUCACCGCGCAGGGGGUCUGGACCAGGAUAGAAACUAACUUUGGCAAUACAACUAACCUUGAAUAUUAAAUUGAAAAUAAUAACUAUACAACUUUAUGAUUAAUACAAAUUAUAAUGUAUAAUAUUGUAAGAGAUCUGCCAUUGUAAAUAAAUUAAUAAUAACAUUAUUAUUUAGUUACUAGUUGUUAUAUUUAUAUUAUAUUCCAUUAUUCCAUUAAAUAUGGUACUUAACAA